This is a messenger RNA of Drosophila subpulchrella, 2922 nucleotides long. RefSeq lists its product as uncharacterized. Lineage: Eukaryota; Metazoa; Arthropoda; Insecta; Diptera; Drosophilidae. The record is from RefSeq and is a predicted model, not a curated record.
AUGACACAGAGAGCUCGUCUGCUGGAACUCGAGUGGACGGCAGAACAGUCGAUGGCAGUACCAACCUCGCAAUUGACCAAAAAGUCUGCAUCGAAAAAGAUCAGGACAGUAGACAUAGAGGAGAAUCUUGAGACCGAGUCAGAAGCGUGCGCUAUUUCCCCUCAAAAGCUUCAGUCCGACUCCGAUGAGGGAACCGAUUCCUCUCACCUGGAGACUAAAAAGCAAAUUGAGAAACUUCGCCUUACUUAUGGCAAUGAAUGGUUAAAGACCGGCAAUGCCGAGAUGAUGCUGGGAAUCGAAUCGCCGCAGCCUUCUGAACUAGAGCGCGACAAUGCUCGUCAGCUGUUCAAUGAGUUCUUGGGGGAAUUUUCAGGUUCAUCAAGCAUAAUAGUUAAUUCUCAAGCGGAUCCUGAACAUCUCCAAAUUUUCUCUACUCCAGCGAAUAACGUUUUGUUAAAUACAACCUUUGACACCACUCUGACGGAUGCGAACGAUACAAGUGGGCUACAUUUUUAUGAGACCUGCACUGAAGGAGAAGUGACAAACUACGAUAGCAUCGUCAGCACCACAAAGGAAUUGCGGGCGGAGGAGUCACUGCCUGAUAAGCACGAAGAGUUUUUUAGGCUCUUUGCAAAUAGCUCAAGUGCUGGUCAAAAUGAGAACCUUCCGAAUGAGAAUACGGUGUCCGAUGCCGAAUCUGACGAGGAAACCUUCAUAGUCUAUCAUGAGCAAAAGCCGAGCGAUGCUCUUUUCACCAUAUCUUCAAAUUUUAUACGUGAAAGAGAUACGCCAACCGAAAGGACUAAAACCAAAUGGAGUCUAAAAAUACUGGAGUCAUGCGAGCGAGUAAAGUGCAAUACCUUACGAAUAAUAUUCGACACGAUGCGUAAGGAUAAACAGGAGAGAAUCUAUUGUGUUGAGAGUACAUUGUGUCGGGAACUGGAAAAGAAACUGCGAGACAUUCUCUGUCAGCGUGAUCUGAACGAAAUGAACAUUUCCAUUUAUCGCUGCGUGAGUUGUCUAACUCAAUUUACCAUUGAGCAAAAAAGCAAGCGACAUAAAAAAAAGGACUUGAGAUGUCUAGACUAUCGUAGUGCAUAUGUGGCCGAAGUAACUGAGUUGUCUUCCUCUUUGACCAAACAUUCGGAGGAAGUGGUGGCAGAGCACAAACAUUCCCCCCCAGACAUAUUGAUGGAGGAAACGCUUGUUGAGACAUUUACAGGGUAAACAAAUAAGGAAGAAAGCAAAAGCAUUGGUUCCGGCAAUUCACUAAGCGAGAGCAGCUCUUGCUCGAAAAUUACUAACUCGCAGAGCUCUUUUGACUCUAAUCAGUCCGUUGUGGGUAGCUCUAACACGGAUCGUGAUAUAGAGUUUCGGGCUAACGAAAGUGAUGUGGACAUCAUCUCCAAUUCGAGCCAGUCAAGCAUAGAGGUGAUAGAUCCAAACUACGCACAGAGCACUAGUCGCAAGUCCUUAGAAGAGCGCCAUCUGUCACAUCUCGAAACGAUAAGCGAUGAAAAAGGGCAAUCUAAAAGGUUCUUAGAUCGAAAGUUCGAUUUAAUUCAGGCGGAACAGGGUCAGACUGCAGCUCCCGUAUCAUUAUCUGUGUCCCAAGUUCCGCUCACAGAAGGCAGCUCGUCAGGAUCUAUUACCGACAGCAUUUGUACAACCUACGAGCAGCUGGGCAUUGAUGGGCCAACAAGUCUUUCAAAUUUGCUGCUUUCCGAAUCUUUAAAUAGUCAAAUAAGUAGCUCAAAUACGGACUCAAUAAGCCGUUUAAAAAGAGCUGAUGGAGUCAGCCUUUUACCGUUUGCAGCCGUAUUUCGUUCAACUAAUCUGCUCAUGUCCAGCUCAAAGAAGAUGGUAGACUCUGAAGCUAAUGUCUUGGGUACUCAGCCCUACAAAUUUAACUACAUUGACUUUGAUGAUAUCGAUCACCGUCUAAAACUCUUCUUCUACCAGAGCAAGUUUAAGGAGGAUGGUGAACAUUUUAAGUGGUUGGCAAAGGGACGCGUCUUUAACGAGCAGACCCAGGUCCUGGGAGAAGGACUCGUGGUGAUGUCCAACUGCAAUUGCUUUUUAAUGGAAUCCUUUGCAUUACCCCAAGACGAUGUGGCCAAGUGGCUUCGGCAACUCGUCAGAGUGUCGGUUAGUCGAUUAAAGGCGGUUGAACUGCUGCCCUGGAAGCUUGGAUUAUCCUUUACCUUAAAGGAUUGGGGCGGAUUUAUGUUGCUGUUGCACGACAUGCUUACGACCGAUAGCUUACUUCUUUUCUUGCGACAUCACCCUCUACCAGAGCAGUGCAAACUUAAUUACAAACCAUCCACCACUCUCAGCAAUCCGUUGCAAACUAUUGCAUCCGAACCAGUUAAAAUGUGCUCCCUGCUUCGUAGCAGCCAAUGGAUUCGUGAACAAGAGAAGAAGAACUUUGAACACUGUCUGCUCCUAAUAACAGAGUCACAUUUGUACAUAUCGGCAAAUUUAAAAUUCUCGUGGCUUUCAAACAAAAUUCCGGAUAAAUCCACGCAACCGGAACUUACCCUUACGGAUAAAAAAUAUGUGAUGAACUUUAGCGACGAGACCCAAAACAAGUGCGAGAUGUGGCAGUUGCUGUUCGAAACGCAUAACAAUUCCACGUGUUGUCUGAAUGUCAUCGGUAAAACAUGGGAGCAGCUGUUUGGCGUUCCAUUCAGCCUAUCUGAAACGUAGCAGAGCUCAACGCCAAGGAACCAACUAGAACGGAUUACCAUACAUUUCAAUUUAUUGUGCAAAGCUUAGAAUUGUUGAUCUUUAUUGACUACGUUAUUUAAUGUCACAUUAGUUUUCUUAACUUAACCUUCGUAUUUGUGAGUCGUUGGCUAGGUUUUUUUUAGUUAUGCAAAAGUGGUGCUUGCCGACCAAAUAAAUGUAAAUAUUUUAAAA